This is a messenger RNA of Entrophospora candida, 644 nucleotides long. The record is from the annotation of a GenBank genome assembly. Lineage: Eukaryota; Fungi; Glomeromycota; Glomeromycetes; Entrophosporales; Entrophosporaceae.
AUAUGUUGAAAGCCAAUGAUAAGAAAAUAGAUUUUAAUAAUUUAAACCUUGAUUGUUCAUAUACCCUUGAAAAAUUUGAAUUCAUCAACGACCAGCUUAAGACACACAUUCUAGAAAUUGACGGACAUCCAGUUAACCCUUUUGAUCUUGACAAAAAUGGUGGUAAAACAAUCAGAGCGCUGGAUAUUUCUUAUAGAUCCAAAGAAAUAGAUCAUCAAUUGAAUGCACAACAGAAUUGGAGUUUUAAAGGUGAUCCUUUUACCCCUAUAUUUGUUAUCGAAGUCGGAAACAUUUCAACUCGUUCAAAGUUUGAGGAACUUGAUAGAAAAUUCAAGGAUGUAUACUUCACAGAGGGGGCCUUUGUACAAUUGGGAUGGUUAAUAGAUCCAGAAAAUAAAGAGAUCCACAUAUGUAGAAGCGGUCGACGCUGUAUUAAUCAUGGAUGGAAAGAUGUUAAUGCUAAGAAUAUUUUACCAAGGUUUACUUUAGAAAUAUGGAAAAUCGAACAUGUAAUUUCACAGCGAGAAUCGGUAUCACUUGAACCCAUAUCAUUCUAUUGUUCCUCAUGCUCAAAAACCUUUGCCGAUUCAUACAAUAUGAUUAAACAUAUGGAGAGUAACCAUGCAUACAAACGAAGACAUUGA